This is a messenger RNA of Saprolegnia parasitica CBS 223.65, 1076 nucleotides long. RefSeq lists its product as hypothetical. Gene Ontology annotation, cellular component: nucleus; cytosol. Gene Ontology annotation, biological process: purine ribonucleoside salvage. NCBI's taxonomy places the organism in Eukaryota, Oomycota, Saprolegniomycetes, Saprolegniales, Saprolegniaceae. The transcript has 7 exons. The record is from RefSeq and is a predicted model, not a curated record. Gene Ontology annotation, molecular function: adenosine kinase activity. The coding region runs from base 93 to 1076 and encodes 327 amino acids.
GCCAUGUCCCUCUACAGUAUAUUUCGAGCCUUGGAGUUGUCGAAGGCCAAGAGACACAUGUGCACCUUACAGUUGACGAACGAUCGUCGAUCAUGCAGAGGGCGCUCGAAGAUCCAUCUACGGAGCGUGUGCCUGGUGGUUCAGCGCUCAACACUGCCCGGGUCGUCCAGGCUUUCAUGCCCUCGAAAACGACCCUUUUUAUCGGGGCUCUUGGCGACGAUUCCAACGGAGACUUUCUCCGCUCUUGUUGCACUACCGCCGGUGUCGAUAUGACCCACGUCCAAACACACGCUGGUCUACCCACAUCUACGUGCCUCGCGCUCAUAUCGCCGAGCAAGGAGCGCACGCUCAUCACGCAGCGCUCGGCGCAUUUGUGCUACACACUCGACGCGGCGACUCUCGAUGCAUGCUUGGCUGCAACGAACGUACUGUACGUGGUUGCCUUCACGCUAUCUUCGGCACCACGCUACGAAUGCGUGCGUUAUCUUCUUCAGCAUCACGAUCCAAGUCGCCAUCUCCUUUGCCUCAACAUUUCGUCCUCGGGUCUCAUGCAGAACCCCGAUGUCGUCGGCCGACUCCACGACAUUUUACGCCACGUUCGAGUGCUUUUUGGAAAUGCUCAAGAAGUGCUUGCUCUUGGUGCCGCGUUUCAAUUGGACACCCCGUCCGUCGACCAUGUGGCCUCCGAGCUGCUCGUCAACGUUCUUCGCACGCCGCGCGCGAUCGUGCUUGUCACCAACUCCGCAGCCCCGACAAGAGUAUAUCGACGUGAUCACCCACCUGUGGUAGUCCCCGUGCAGAUUCCGAGCGGUUUUCACCUGCACGACACGACAGGCGCUGGUGAUGCUUUCUUGGGUGGAUUUUUCGCUGGCCUGUUGCAACAUGGAAGCCUCCGUGCCUGCGUGGAGCUCGGUCACUACUGCGCCGCGCAGUGUGUGCAGCAAACAGGCUGUCAAUUGCAUUGGAGUGGCGACGAUGCCGCUAGCACGUGGCGCAAAUGCACAAAAUCCGACGCCUCACCUGCGCUCUACAAAGAUAUGCUCGCAGUGCCUCGUGAGCCCACUGCUCAGUCGUAA